Cornus florida is the source of this 1761-nucleotide messenger RNA. RefSeq lists its product as uncharacterized. Gene Ontology annotation, molecular function: S-adenosylmethionine-dependent methyltransferase activity. Bases 618 to 1496 code for a protein of 292 amino acids. Lineage: Eukaryota; Viridiplantae; Streptophyta; Magnoliopsida; Cornales; Cornaceae. The transcript has 2 exons. The record is from RefSeq and is a predicted model, not a curated record.
CAAUGACUGAUCUCUCUCUAUACAUACAUACAUACAUACAUAUAUAUAUAUAUAUAUAUUCCUUAUUCUCUCACUUACUUUACCUGUACAACUAUCAUAUCUCUCUUUAAUCUUUAGUCAUUCUUGCCGGUACUCCACUGGUGGAGGGAGAGACCAAAAAAAAAAAAAGUAUGUUCCUUCGGAAUCCAAUUUCGAGGUUUGUGGCUAUAUAGUAUUAAUGUGUGAAAUAGAAACCGACGAACCAAAAGCGAAAACACACACAUGAAUGAGAUCACCAAUGCUAUCAUCACAAGCCUACCAAUUUGCAGAUUUAUGAUUGUUAGUUCUCUUUUAAUCUCUCUCUCUUAUCUGUUGUAUUUUCCUGACUUUGAGCAAAUAAUUGAAUGUGUAGGAAGUUGGCAUUCCAGUAUUGUCAUCACAGUGUUCUUGCGUGAUUCGGAUAGUACUUUCUAUAUGUGCUCUUACUUUUCUCCUUGGGAUCUUCAAAAUAUUCUCUGCGUUUCGCGGAUCUGUAACUCAGACGACUGAAGCUUCCUCACUCGUUUUGAGCUCAAUCAACGAGAAUCUGACUUCAGUACUGUUGAAGCUUCAAAGAUAUUAUUUGCAACCCUCUAAAAAUGGGGAAAACAGGGAGAGAUUGGACACAGAUCUAUGCAAUCUACGGCAUGGAUAAUUGGCAAACGCCAAUCUUCCUCCUCAUCCACGCCAUCAUCUUCUCAUCCCUCUCCCUGCUUUUCCUCCUCUACUUCAACCCUAUCUGCUGCUUCUUCGAGUCUCACUUCUCCGCCCUUCCUGGCGGCGGCGCUCGCUUCGCUGCCGGGUUCACCGGCUCCGUCACCGCCCUCUCCGCUGUCUGCUUCUUCUUCGCAGCCGGCAACAUCUUCUAUUCCGCCGUGUCACUCCACUGGGACAUGGCGCAGCGCAUGGUCAGCGCGGUCAACGACUGGUCAUCAGUCAAGCACGCGCUGGACGUCGGAUGCGGUCGUGGCAUACUCCUCAAUGCGGUCGCGAUGCAACUGAAGAAAGGAGGCAGUUCUGGUCGGGUCGUCGGACUUGACCCGAAGAAAACGACGUUCUCGACCCUACGGACGGCUGGGAUGGAAGGAGUGCAAGAGUACGUCACGUGCCGCGAGGGCGACGCGCGCAGACUGCCGUUUGGUGACAACUACUUCGACGUGGUGGUAUCGGGCGUGUUCGUCCACACGGUGGGGAAGGAGUUCGGGCAUCGGACGGUUGCGGCGGCGGCCGAGAGGAUGAGGGUGGUGGGGGAGGUGGUUAGGGUUUUGAAACCCGGUGGGGUCGGAGUGGUGUGGGACCUGCUCCACGUGCCCGAGUAUGUUAGGAGGUUGCAGGAAUUAAAGAUGGAGGACAUCAGGGUAUCCGAGCGUGUAACGGCCUUCAUGGUGAGUAGCCACAUCGUAUCAUUCCGGAAGCCUAGUCAGCAUGUAGUGGGCCCUACUGAAAUUAGGCUGGACUGGUGCCACAACAUCUGCUGAUUUCAAGAGACAACAUAAUUAAUAUGGUGAUAAAAACAUGAAGCUUUUUCUUAUUAUGUUUUUAGACAAUAUUUUUGAGAUUGGAAAAUCUGGGGAGACGAAGCCGAACCAGAUGGUUUGUUUGGAAGAUGAAGAUGAAAAUGAGCUUUAAUGUAGAGAUAUACAUUUUAUAAGUUAGCAAACAAUUGUAAUAAUGUGUGUUUAUGGAAGUUGUAAUUGAUAGGGCCUAAGAGUAUAUAAUGAUAUUUUGUGGGUGUUUGUGAUC